Myotis davidii is the source of this 3732-nucleotide messenger RNA. Its product is annotated as low-density lipoprotein receptor-related protein 1B. Gene Ontology annotation, molecular function: protein binding; calcium ion binding. Lineage: Eukaryota; Metazoa; Chordata; Mammalia; Chiroptera; Vespertilionidae. The annotation marks the transcript as partial. The transcript is spliced from 26 exons. The record is from RefSeq and is a predicted model, not a curated record.
AUGUGGGUUCUGUGGAAGGCCUUGCCUAUCACCGAGCCUGGGAUACACUGUACUGGACCAGCUCCACUACCUCAUCCAUCACCAGACACACCGUGGACCAGACUCGGCCCGGAGCCUUUGACAAGGAGGCUGUCAUCACCAUGUCAGAGGAUGACCAUCCACAUGUGCUCACCCUGGAUGAAUGCCAGAAUUUAAUGUUUUGGACCAACUGGAAUGAACAGCAUCCAAGUAUUAUGAGAUCUACCCUGACUGGGAAAAAUGCUCAAGUCGUGGUCAGUACAGACAUACUCACUCCCAAUGGCCUCACCAUUGACCACCGUGCAGAGAAACUUUAUUUCUCGGACGGCAGCCUAGGAAAAAUUGAAAGGUGCGAAUAUGAUGGGUCCCAGAGACAUGUGAUUGUAAAAUCGGGGCCAGGGACUUUCCUCAGUUUGGCUGUUUAUGACAAUUACAUCUUUUGGUCAGACUGGGGAAGAAGAGCUAUCCUGCGUUCCAACAAGUACACUGGAGGAGACACAAAAAUUCUCCGUUCUGACAUUCCACAUCAGCCUAUGGGAAUCAUAGCCGUUGCCAAUGACACCAAUAGCUGUGAACUUUCUCCGUGUGCGUUACUGAAUGGAGGUUGCCAUGACCUGUGCCUUUUAACUCCUAAUGGGAGAGUGAAUUGCUCCUGCAGGGGAGAUCGAAUAUUGGUAAAUGACAACCGAUGUGUGACUAAAAACUCCUCCUGCAACAUUUAUUCAGAGUUUGAAUGUGGAAAUGGAGAGUGUAUUGACUACCAACUUACCUGUGAUGGCAUUCCUCAUUGUAAGGAUAAAUCCGAUGAAAAACUGCUCUACUGUGAAAACAGAAGUUGUCGAAGAGGUUUCAAGCCCUGCUACAAUCGUCGCUGCGUUCCUCAUGGCAAGUUAUGUGAUGGUGAAAACGACUGUGGAGACAGCUCUGAUGAAUUGGAUUGUAAAGUUUCAACCUGUGCCACUGUUGAGUUCCGCUGUGCAGAUGGGACCUGCAUCCCGAGAUCAGCGCGGUGCAACCAGAAGGUGGAUUGUGCAGAUGCUUCCGAUGAGAAGAACUGCAAUAACACAGACUGUACACACUUCUAUAAACUUGGAGUAAAAACCACAGGGUUCAUAAGAUGUAAUUCUACCUCACUGUGUAUUCUGCCAACCUGGAUAUGUGAUGGCUCCAAUGACUGUGGAGACUAUUCAGAUGAAUUAAAAUGCCCAGUGCAAAACAAACACAAAUGUGAAGAAAAUUAUUUUGGUUGUCCUAGUGGAAGAUGCAUUUUGAAUUCCUGGAUAUGUGAUGGUCAGAAAGACUGUGAAGAUGGACUUGAUGAAUUACACUGCGAUUCUUCUUGUUCCUGGAACCAAUUUGCCUGUUCUGCACAAAAAUGCAUAUCCAAACACUGGGUGUGUGAUGGAGAGGAUGACUGCGGAGACGGACUGGAUGAAAGUGAUAGCAUUUGUGGUGCCAUCACCUGUGCGGCCGACAUGUUCAGUUGCCAGGGCUCCCACGCCUGUGUGCCGCGACACUGGCUGUGUGACGGUGAGCGGGACUGUCCGAAUGGAAGCGACGAGCUCUCCACGGCCGGCUGCGCUCCCAAUAAUACGUGUGAUGAGAAUGCUUUCAUGUGCCGUAAUAAAGUCUGUGUGCCCAAGCAGUUUGUUUGUGACCAUGACGAUGACUGUGGAGAUGGCUCUGAUGAGUCUCAGCAGUGUGAAUACCGACCAUGUAAUGCAGAAGAAUUCAGGUGUGCUGAUGGACGAUGUCUUUUACAUACGCAAUGGCAGUGUGAUGGAGACUUCGACUGCCCUGACCAUUCUGAUGAAGCACCUCUAAACCCAAAGUGCAAAAGUGCAGAACAGUCAUGCAACAGUUCAUUUUUUAUGUGCAGAAAUGGCAGGUGCAUUCCCAGUGGAGGUCUUUGUGACAAUAAGGAUGACUGUGGCGAUGGCUCAGAUGAGAAAAACUGCCACAUAAAUGAAUGUUUGAGUAAGAAAGUCAGUGGAUGUUCUCAAGACUGCCAGGACCUCCCAGCUGGUUACAAGUGCAAAUGCUGGCCUGGAUUCCAACUGAAGGAUGACGGUAAAACGUGUGUAGACGUUGAUGAAUGCUCUACGGGCUUUCCGUGUAGCCAGCGGUGCAUCAAUACAUAUGGGACCUACCAGUGCCUCUGUACAGAGGGCUAUGAAAUACAACCUGAUAACCCAAAUGGCUGCAAAUCACUUUCAGAUGAAGAACCUUUUUUAAUUCUUGCUGAUCAUCACGAGAUAAGAAAAAUUAGCACCGAUGGUUCCAACUACACCCUUUUAAAACAGGGAUUAAACAAUGUUAUUGCUGUAGACUUUGAUUACAGAGAAGAAUUCAUCUACUGGAUUGAUUCCAGCCGACCCAAUGGCAGCCGCAUAAAUAGAAUGUGUUUAAAUGGAAGUGACAUUAAGGUAGUGCAUAACACAGCUGUCCCCAAUGCACUUGCUGUUGAUUGGAUUGGAAAAAACCUCUAUUGGUCUGACACAGAGAAAAGGAUCAUUGAAGUAUCCAAAGUCAAUGGCUUAUACCCUACUAUACUCGUUAGCAAAAAGCUGAAGUUUCCCAGGGACCUGUCUUUAGAUCCACGAGCUGGGUAUUUGUAUUGGAUUGACUGCUGUGAGUAUCCGCACAUUGGCCGGGUUGGAAUGGAUGGAACCAAUCAGAGUGUUGUCAUAGACACCAGGAUUUCCAGACCUAUGGCACUGACUAUAGAUUAUGUCAACCAUAGACUCUACUGGGCUGAUGAGAAUCACAUUGAAUUUAGCAACAUGGAUGGAUCUCAUAGACAUAAAGUCCCUAAUCAAGACAUUCCAGGGGUGAUUGCACUAACAUUGUUUGAAGACUACAUCUACUGGACUGAUGGGAAAACCAAGUCACUCAGCCGUGCCCAUAAAACCUCGGGAGCAGACAGACUCUCACUGAUUAACUCAUGGCAUGCCAUCACAGAUAUCCAGGUGUAUCAUUCUUAUAGACAACCCGAUGUUUCCAAACAUCUCUGUAUGAUAAAUAAUGGAGGUUGCAGUCAUCUCUGCCUUUUGGCCCCUGGAAGGACUCAUUCCUGUGCAUGUCCCACCAACUUCUAUCUUGCAGUUGAUAACAGGACUUGCUUAUCCAACUGCACAGCCAGUCAGUUUCGCUGCAAAACUGAUAAAUGUAUUCCAUUCUGGUGGAAAUGUGACACCGUGGACGACUGUGGUGAUGGAUCUGAUGAGCCUGAUGAUUGUCCUGAAUUUAAAUGUCAGCCAGGCCGAUUUCAGUGUGGAACGGGGCUCUGCGCUCUGCCUGCUUUCAUCUGUGAUGGAGAGAAUGACUGCGGAGACAAUUCUGAUGAACUCAACUGUGAUACACAUGUCUGCCUCUCAGGUCAGUUCAAGUGUACCAAGAAUCAGAAAUGUAUCCCAGUAAACCUCAGAUGUAAUGGCCAAGAUGACUGUGGCGAUGAGGAAGAUGAAAAGGACUGCCCUGAAAACAGCUGUUCUCCAGACUAUUUUCAAUGUAAAACUACCAAGCAUUGCAUUUCCAAGCUGUGGGUUUGUGAUGAGGAUCCGGACUGUGCAGACGCAUCAGACGAAGCCAACUGUGAUAAGAAAACUUGUGGACCCCAUGAAUUCCAGUGUAAAAACAACAACUGUAUUCCAGAUCACUGGCGGUGUGAUGGCCAAAAUGACUGCAGUGAUAAUUCAGACGAAGAAAACUGUA